CGCGAAGCGCGAAGGCAAGCGGCUCAAAAUCCCGCCGGUCGCCCUGCCGUGAGGACCGUCACGACCGCGGCCAGUGCAGUGCGCGCGCGGUGGCCGCGCUUCGACUCGAUACGACCGCCGGUCGCAGUCGCGUUCGAUACCUCGACCCGCAAGGCCGCAACCCUCGACCGGCAGAGGCACCGCCUGGCCGGGCGGCGAGCACGACGCACUCCAAGAGCAGCGGCCGCAUCGUCAGCAGCAUGAUCCCGCCGAGGUUGGCCGCCGUUGCGACGCUGCUGUGGCUGGCGGCGUCCUGCUCGGCCACCCUGCUGCCCGGCCUGGGGGCCCUGGGGGCGCAGGGCCGCCGCGGCAUGGAGGUGGUGGCCGAGUGGCGCACCGUGGACUUCGUGUACCCGAGCAGGGUGGUGCGGGAGUCGGCCAUCCUCACGGGCGAGUUCGUGCCCAAGAACGUGGUCGUCCUGGACGUCGACGCUUACGGAGAAGGCAAGCACCAGCGCAUCUUCGUGACCACGCCGCGGUUGAAGCCCGGCGUGCCCGCCACGCUGUCUGAGCUGUCCAUCGAGGAGUCCAUCGUGUCGCCCAAGCUGCGGCCCUUCCCCAGCUGGGCCUGGAACGAGCAGGGCGACUGCGACAACCUCAUCUCCGUCUUCAGGACCUCGGUGGACCAGUGCGGCAGGCUGUGGGUGCUGGACUCGGGCACGGUGAACGUGUUCGCGGGCGCGGACCGCGUGUGCCCGCCCAAGCUGGUGGUGUUCGACCUGCGCGGCCGGGACGGCGCCGAGGUGGUGGCGCGGUACACGUUCCCCAAGGAGCAGCGCGAGCCCACCACCCUCACCAUCACCGUGGCCGUGGACGUGCGCGGCCCGGACAGCUGCAGGGACGCCUUCGCCUACGUGGCCGACGUCACCGAGCCCGCCAUCCUGGUGUACGACAUGCGCAGGAAUCGGUCGUGGCGCGUCCUGAGCAACCUGCUGUACCCGUACCCGCUGCACGGCAGCUUCAAGAUCAACGGCGCCGAGUUCGACCUGAUGGACGGCGUGUUCGGCAUGGCCGUGGGCCCCGUCAUGCCGGACGGCGACCGCCGCCUCUUCUUCCACAGCCUGGCCAGCGUGCGCGAGUCCUGGGUGUCGACCCGCGUGCUGCGCAACCAGUCCAACUUCGCCGACGAGCCCAUCCCCGCCGUGUCCAGGCUGUUCCACGUGUCGGAGCCGCGGAGGACGUCGCAGGCAGGCGCAGAGGGCGUGGACGCGAACGGCGUGCUGUUCUUCGGGCUGCUGUCCGAGAACGCCCUGGCGUGCUGGAACACGCGCCUGCCCUACGUGUCGCCCAACCUGCACAUCGUGGCGAAGGACGACAAGACGAUGCAGUUCGCCAGCGGCCUCAAGGUGAUCGGCAGGCACGUGUGGAUGCUGAGCUCGCGCUUCCAGAACGUGAUGGUGGGCCGCGAGCGCCCCGACGAGGUCAACUACCGCGUGCUGGUGGCGCCCAUCGCGGACCUGGUGGCGGGCACGUCCUGCGCCGUGCCGGGCGGCCCGCUGGACAACCUGGUGGAGGUGGACACGGGCGGCCCGCUGUUCCGGCCGCCCUCCGCGGCGUACGGCGGCCUCUCGCCGUCCGGCUUCGGCAGCUCGUCGUCGAUGUACUUCGGGUCGACGCAGCCCUCGUAUGGGCCGUCCGGGCUGCACGACGCCCUGCACAGCCACCACGGCUACGGCUUCUCCCAGUACACGCCACACCCCCGGCCCGGCGCCAACACCCAGCAGCCGUCCUCGUACCACCAGCAGCACCACGGCUCCGGCUCGGGGCCCUCGGCGUCGGGGCCCUCUGGCUCGGGGUUUUCCGGCACGGGCCCCGGGGACUCGAUCGUGUUUCGGGACCCAGUGGACCGUUUCUAAAGGCCACGGCCACCGCCACGGCCUCGUCGACGUGGAGGUGCGCAGGGUGUGCGCGGCCGUUGACGUCGACCCCGGCCUCGGCCUCGACGCGGACCUAGACUGGGAGGCUCGGUACCGCGCGGAGAUGCACGCCGUGCUCAGCCUGUGGAGCGCCGCGCACUGGGGGCGUCCGGGCUGGGCGGACGACGGGGAGCCCGAGGACGACGACGACGACGACUAGGGUGUAGUACAGUGUAGUACAAAGCACGCGCCGCCUUUGCUGUAUUUAUUUUGUUGUUAGCGUACGAGAAGCGCCACACGGUGGCGGGAAUGAAAGACUGCGUCCAACAACGAAUGAUUCCUACCUCGACACAGCCAUAGUGUCAUUCAUUAGCAUCGCUUAUUUAUUUUUGUAGUAAUUUUCGUUAGGUAUAGUUAUUACAGAAGCUUUGUGAUCUGAGUGCGUGUGAGAGUGUGAUAGUUAUGGUUGUAGCUUUAAGUCAGACGAGUAUCAGUUGCCAUGGAACUACUGUAGUUAAACUGGAAGUGCUCUGGAACCACAGUUUGCAGUGCAGUGUUAUUUUUCAGGCACGCGUGUUUUUAUUCUUCCUGACAUUGCCUCAGUUUUAUUCUGUUAGAGAGUUUGCACAGGGUACAUAACUAAUUUGCUUUCCAACGGGUAUUAAAUAAACGUAAUUUUAAAAAUCUAAUGAGUCAUAGUACACCGCAAUUUUUAGAGCGUCCACCGUGAAGUACUGGUUGCAUUAUUGCAACAGUAGUACUUCUGUUUUUUUUUCUGAUUCUCAUUCAGCACAAACGUGGGAUGGGAACGAGACAUGUGAAGGGUCAUAACAUCUACUACUCUUGUUGUGUUGCUGUAUGUCGCGAUCGCAAAAACUCCGCUUGGUUUAAAAAGAUGAAAAAUGCUGUUGUUUCCAUUGUGAUAGCGUCCUUUACCACUGUCAAUAAAUUGCGCUGAGAAGGA
Messenger RNA from Thrips palmi, 2859 nucleotides. Its product is annotated as protein yellow-like. The record is from RefSeq and is a predicted model, not a curated record. NCBI's taxonomy places the organism in Eukaryota, Metazoa, Arthropoda, Insecta, Thysanoptera, Thripidae. The transcript has 6 exons. Gene Ontology annotation, cellular component: extracellular region. The coding region runs from base 240 to 1895 and encodes 551 amino acids.